AUGGAGAAUGAUUCGGAGAAGCCAGCGGUGGGGCCAUUGAGAAGGAAACCACCGACAUCGCCGAUCGGUCCACCCAUCCCGAUUUAUGUCUCGAAUGGGGAAGCAUACAUCUGGGCAGUUGACCAGGUCGAACGGUUGAGGAUUGAUUAUCAGAUCUCCGGGCUCCUCACCGGCACAUUACCGCAACUGGCUCAACAGAACGUGUUUCUUGGACUGCCCUUACAGCUCAUGCCAGAAGAAGUUGUGGUCCUGGUAGAACUAGGCAUAGCGGUUCUAGUUGAUGAUCUGAAAGCGCAUCGGCCAGCGACGGUCGAAGAAUCCACCGAAUACCAAGCCAGACGGGAUCAAGAGAUCGCCGAGGAGCGACGGUUGACGGCCAUCCGGGAAGGCGAGCGACGAGCGGCAGCCCAAGAAGUCUACCGCUCGCAGAUCGCGGCAGCAGACCAGAAGCGUCGGGCGCGUCAACAGAAACCACCAUCGCGGACGGAGGAUGGCGGUGAAGGAUCAGAAGAGAUCCAACAAGGAAUGCUUGUCCCGGACGGUCUCGAUGAGAAAAGUAAGCCGGCCAUCAGCCCGGUCCAGGUGCCCUACUUCGUCCCCAUCCAUCUCCAAUCCCACACGCCCACCCAUACGCCCGACCACCCUGACGUCGUCCACCAUCAACUCGACUCGGCUCGCCGGGCCGGCCUCUGGACUUUCCCUGAUAACCAAUUCCAACGCGCCAGAUCCGCCGUCUUUUCCGCCCUUUGGAGACAAGGAAUGUUCUUGGGCAUCGGGCUGAAAUUCGGGUGCGAUUUUCUUGUGUAUCCGGGCGACUCUCUCCGCUUCCAUUCUCAUUUCGCAUGCACAGUCGUCCAAGAUCCCCACAAGCCGAUCGCCCCGCUCUCGUUAGUCUCCUACGGACGACUAGCGACGGCCGUCAAGAAAUCUCAUCUGCUCGCUUGUUGGGACGAGCACUCCCAAGCCGUCCGCUUCUUGAGUCUCGAAUGGGCCCGAGAUGGUUUCUAA
Molecule: messenger RNA, 1008 nt
Organism: Puccinia graminis f. sp. tritici CRL 75-36-700-3
Lineage: Eukaryota; Fungi; Basidiomycota; Pucciniomycetes; Pucciniales; Pucciniaceae
Exons: 5
Coding region: 1-1008 (335 amino acids)
Biological process (GO): tRNA splicing, via endonucleolytic cleavage and ligation; tRNA-type intron splice site recognition and cleavage
Cellular component (GO): tRNA-intron endonuclease complex
Molecular function (GO): nucleic acid binding; tRNA-intron lyase activity
Source: RefSeq, a predicted model, not a curated record